Messenger RNA from Impatiens glandulifera, 787 nucleotides. RefSeq names its product protein LIGHT-DEPENDENT SHORT HYPOCOTYLS 2-like. The record is from RefSeq and is a predicted model, not a curated record. Lineage: Eukaryota; Viridiplantae; Streptophyta; Magnoliopsida; Ericales; Balsaminaceae. Bases 11 to 625 code for a protein of 204 amino acids. Gene Ontology annotation, cellular component: nucleus. The transcript has a single exon. Gene Ontology annotation, biological process: response to light stimulus; mRNA transcription.
AAAAAAAAUCAUGGCCGCCGCCGCCGCAUCUGCCGCUGCCGCCGUCGUUUCCCUCCGAUCAAGUUACAACAGAAGCUCCGGCAGCAACAGCAGCCAUGAAAACAAUUUCACUUACUCUUACAUUACUCCUAUCCAUUUGCUAUCAUCAGUUUCCCGUGUACAUAGUCGGGUAGAUUGGAACAAUUUCAUUCAAUACCUUCGCAAACAACAUCCGACAAUCAUACCUAGCCAGUGUGACCGAACCCACAUUCUAGGAUAUUUCCAAUACAUCGACAAUAACGGGAUAUUCAACUGUCAUUCAAGAGAUUGUUCUUUCAUCGGACAACCAUUGUUUCAUACAUCGGAAUGUUUAUGUUUGAUCCGUUAUUGGGAUGAUAUUGAGGCACUUAUAAGGCGUCUUGGCGUGGCUUUUAAGGAGACAUUUGGGGAUGAUGAGUGGAACCCUUUUAAGGACUUGGAUCUUGUGAGUGAGUUGAAGAAGUUUCAAUUUCGAGUUAAUUAUGUAAAGGAUCCAAGGAUGUUUAAUGUUUUGGGUCAUGUUUCCCCUCCUUCUACAUCUCCUCCUCGUCCUCGUGGUGGUUAUCGGGCGUGGAAUUGUUUCUCGUUUAGAUCCUCUAAAGGGUGAAUUCAAACAUUAUUAUUAUGUAAGCUCUGUUUUUCAUCAUCUUUAAUAACCUAAUCUUUGUUGCCACUAAAUUACUUGUUGAUUUGAAAACAUGAACUUAUUCUUACAAAGUUAUAAGUGAUUGCGUUCAAAUAGACCACUAAAAAUUUAGAAAUUGAAUUU